This is a messenger RNA of Colossoma macropomum (tambaqui), 7012 nucleotides long. RefSeq names its product adenosine deaminase RNA specific B1b (gene adarb1b). Gene Ontology annotation, molecular function: tRNA-specific adenosine deaminase activity; double-stranded RNA adenosine deaminase activity; double-stranded RNA binding. NCBI's taxonomy places the organism in Eukaryota, Metazoa, Chordata, Actinopteri, Characiformes, Serrasalmidae. Gene Ontology annotation, biological process: adenosine to inosine editing; RNA processing. Gene Ontology annotation, cellular component: nucleolus; cytoplasm. The record is from RefSeq and is a predicted model, not a curated record. The transcript has 13 exons. Bases 659 to 2758 code for a protein of 699 amino acids.
UCCGAAAUGAUGAACACGUUUACCUGUACUAGCUAACUGUCCAGUCUGUACUUUACAGCUACAAAAACAACUACUUUGCAUUGUGCAAAUUAAACGAUCUGUGCGGUAUGUCCAGUCCUUCGUGUCUCUGACCAAUCAGAUUUGCUCCUGCGCCUUCAGUCUCCAAUCCGGGCUCUCUGCUCGUGGGCGUGUUCGUCUCUUGCGUGAACCAGUGAGAAUCGGUUUCUCCAACCACGUGGCCCUCUGCCGUCGAGCGACCCCGGUGUGUGUAUGUGUGUAUUUGUGUGUGUAUUUGUGUCUGGGCUUCUCGCUUCCUCUCAGCGGCGCUUUAUUGAACUUCAUCCUGAUGGAGGCCGGUGGGUUUUCUCCUCAGCCCUGAGCUCGAGCGCUGCCGACCGCCUUUCUCUCCGCAGCAACUGGGAGUAGAGGAUUUGUCAGUACGACCCAAAAGAAGACCAGAUAACAUCUGUGAGCUCUCACUGAACCCUGAGAGACGGUAGUCUGUUGUUCACUUGAACUCAUUGAGGCACUCAUUGAAGGAGCUACAUUUUCCCAAGACAGGUCAGCUGAUCCAGGAAAAACUCUGGCGCUAACGGCUAGUGGAGACCCAGGCAUAGCUGGGGCGCGGCAGGCUCGGGGGCAGCAGAAGCUCUUCACUAUGGACGUGGAUGAAGAGGAGAACAUGAGUUCCUGCAGCACCGACGUCAAGGAAAACCGCAACCUGGACAACGUCUCCUCCAAGGAGGGGACAGGCAUGCCUGAGCAGCUCCCCAAUGGCGGCGGAGGAGGGGGGCGUAAGCGCCCCCUGGAGGAGGGCAAUAAUGGUCAUGCGCACCCCAAAUUCAGGCCCAAGAAGCGUAAGAAAACCCCAGGGCCCGUUCUUCCCAAGAACGCCCUCAUGCAGCUGAACGAGAUCAAGCCGGGCCUGCAGUACAAGCUGCUGUCCCAGACUGGCCCGGUGCAUGCCCCGGUCUUCGUCAUGACCGUGGAGGUCAAUGGGCAGCUCUUUGAGGGAUCAGGCCCCACCAAGAAGAAAGCCAAGCUUAAUGCAGCUGAGAAGGCUCUGCGCUCCUUCGUCCAGUUCCCCAAUGCCUCCGAGGCCCAUCUGGCCAUGGGCCGCACACUGACCGUCAACACGGACUUCACCUCGGACCAGGCCGACUUCCCUGACAUGCUCUUCAAUGGUUUUGAGACACCUGCCCCACCCGAGGACCCCUUCUACCUGGGCUCCAAUGGCAACGGUUCCUUAAACCCGCUAGGGGAGUACCCGGUGCCCCCAGUGGCUGGCACUAACAGCCUGGCGCAGGCCCCACUGCCCCCUCCCUCCACCUUCAGCUCCUCCUCCAGCGGCAAGAACCCUGUGAUGAUCCUCAACGAGCUGCGUCCAGGCCUCAAGUAUGAGUUUGUGUCUGAGAGUGGCGAGAGCCAUGCCAAGAACUUUGUCAUGUCCGUGACUGUGGACUCACAGACUUUCGAGGGUUCAGGCAGGAACAAGAAGCUGGCCAAGGCACGAGCUGCUCAGGCUGCUUUGUCUGCCCUCUUCAACAUGCAGUUGGACCAAACGCCAUCCCGCCAGCCCAUUCCCAGGGAGGGCCUGCAGCUGCAUCUGCCCCAGGUGCUAGCCGACGCUGUCUCUCGUCUUGUGGUGGACAAGUUCAGCGAGCUCACAGACAACUUCACGUCCCCUCACGCUCGGCGGAAAGUUCUGGCUGGGGUUGUCAUGACAACAGGCACUGAUGUGAAGGAGGCCCAGGUUAUCUGUGUCUCCACGGGAACCAAGUGCAUCAAUGGAGAGUACAUGAGUGAUCGUGGCCUGGCGCUUAAUGACUGCCACGCUGAGAUCAUCGCCCGCCGUUCACUUAUCCGAUACCUGUACAUGCAGCUGGAGUUCUUCUUGAGUAACAACAAAGAGGAACAUCAGAAGUCUAUUUUUACACGGUGUGAGAAACAUGGAUACAGACUGAAAGACAACGUUCAGUUUCACCUGUACAUCAGCACAUCGCCAUGUGGGGACGCUCGCAUAUUCUCCCCCCAUGAGGCAGGCGUUGAGGACCAAGGAGACAGACACCCAAACAGAAAAGCUCGGGGUCAGCUGAGGACUAAGAUCGAGUCUGGAGAAGGAACCAUCCCAGUGCGCUCCAGCAACACCAUUCAGACAUGGGAUGGAGUUCUGCAGGGAGAAAGACUCCUCACCAUGUCCUGCAGUGACAAGAUUGCCAGGUGGAACGUAGUGGGGAUCCAGGGUUCACUGAUGAGUUACUUCACUGAGCCAAUCUACUUCUCCAGCAUCAUACUGGGCAGUCUGUACCACGCUGAUCAUCUCUCUCGGGCCAUGUACCAGCGCAUCGCAGACAUCGAGGACCUGCCCCAGCAGUUCACCCUCAACCGGCCCCUGCUCAGUGGAAUCAGCAAUGCGGAGGCACGGCAACCAGGGAAGGCUCCUAACUUCAGUGUUAACUGGGCUGUGGGAGACCAGAGCCUGGAGGUCAUUAAUGCCACCACAGGCAAAGACGACAUGGGCCGGCCUUCACGUCUCUGCAAGCAUGCCCUCUACAGCCGCUGGGUUCGACUGCACUCGAAGCUGUCACCUACCUUGCGGAUCAAAGUGUCCAAACCCAGCUCGUACCAUGAAGCCAAACAGGCAGCGGUGGAGUACCACACUGCCAAGCAGACGCUCAUCAAGGCCUUCCAGAAAGCAGGCUUGGGUGCCUGGGUGAAAAAGCCUAUAGAACAGGACCAGUUCUCACUCAACUCCUGAAGGGGGCGCAAGAGGGACAGAGUAGAGAUCUGAAAGACAUGACUACAACCAGCCGUUGAUACUUCACUUGAUGUGUGUGUGUGUGUGUGUGUGUGUGUGUGUGCCUGUGGGUGUGUGCGUGCGUGUGUCUGUGUGCGUUUGACUGUGUUUAUUCCCAGCCAAACCACAGCCCUUUAGUCCCACUCUGCUCUCAUCACUUAUGAUUCCUCAAGUGUGUGACGACAUGAAUUUGCCUUUUAAUUUGUAAUGUAUGUAGGACUAGUCUGUCUUUUUAAACAAAUGUUUGUUUUGGAAUUAAUGGCAUUAGCUCACAGUACAUAGUAGAAAAUACUGUCAUUUAUAACUGGAAAACAAAGUCCUUUUGAGGUCUUGUUUUGUGUUGUGUUUGUCAUUUUAUUGCCCUGAAGCUUUAUGUUUUAAGAUGGAACGGAUGUGGAUUAAGAGUACACGCUCAAGGUCAGAGGCCUCAGACUGACCACAUGCCCGUAGGCAACAGUGGAAGGUACUAGGUAGAGCGUCGCUCCUAAUCAGAACACCUGUGCUCAAGAGAAGACCACCAUUUAUAUGAAGCACCACCCUAGAUUUUGUUUUAUUCCAUCCCCUUUAGAUGGUAUAGAGUACAAUACGUUUUUUUAAUUUUUCAAAUGUAGGUAGUUUUCUUAUGUUACCCUCCCCAUGUAUUUUGUCAAGACACUUUUACAGUAGUUUUAGUAAACAGCAUUGUUCUUUAACGUUUCGCGUCGUAUUAAUUUGACCUCAGAUGGAAACGUGCAUUUGGUCCCUUAAAAGCUUGCGGUAUCCUUUUAAAGACGCUUGAAGGAAGCGUUCAAUGAAGCGUUUGUUUCGAAAUAUGAAAUGAUCUUGUUCUUGUUCCUGUGCAUCACUGAUGCAGCCGAAGUGCAUUGUUUUCAUUAAACAAUGUGUCGUGGUGCUUUCAGUUCCAAUAAUGUCUCCAGUGCAUGUUUGUAUUGUGUGCUGUAGUGCACAUCACUCUGAAAAAUUGCCCCUCUUUUUUUACUGGGCAAAAUGUAGAAGACUUAAGAAGCUGCCUUCUUUUGACCAUUUUAGAAGAGUCACCUCUGCAUUUAGGUACUUUUACUAAAUGAUGUAUUGACUUUUUUAAGCUGCAUGGAGAACACGUUCAUGUAGGGAGCUAGGUUUUAUAGCAUCUCCCUUUUAGCUAUUGCAAUGUCUGUUACCCUUAAGUUGACAUUCACAGCCAUAAUCGCAAACCAGAUGAUUCUAGUAUGCUCCUCCCUGAUUGGGAACAACUAUGUUUCUCAGUGGUGCACGUUUCUUGUUUAAAGCCAUCUCUCUGCAUGGAAUGAGUGGAUGGUUUGCAGGGGCCACUUGGAACCCCCUCACCCCCUAUAUCCUCAUGGGUUGCUGAGAUUUCGGUGCCAGUGUUUUUCGGGCACAAACUGCUUCAUAUUGUUGAAUUCUGCUGUAUCCAUGGGAUUGAAGUCUAGAGCUACAUUUUUAAAGACUUUUUUCAGCUCAUUUUAAGCUUGAGCUCUUUUUGAUUGACAGCCUGCAAAAUGCAGCAUGUUUGACUCAUAAGGAUGUUGAAGUUGUAUUAAUUGGGGGCAUGUUUUCUAUAAUGAUCUUUUCUUUCUUUCUUUAGUGGGCACUGAGUAUAUCAGCCCCCCAGAAAAAAACAAAGACUCACUUGUCACAGUGUACGCUGAAUGAGAAGUCCAUCUGAGGCAUAGGCUGCCAUGGAUUUAUAAAGCAGCAGCUUCAAUCGAUGAAAGCAAACAGGAAACAAUAUUGCAACUGUGCAAAAGUGAGAAACCACUCAUCAUUUAUUUCCAGUUGAAACUGCCAUUAAGUGCAAGUUGUUUAUUUUUAGGAGAUAUUUCUGAGAUUAGAUAUAAGACACUCCGCUUGCAUAAAUAGGUGAAAAGUCAAAAGAAAACAGUUAAAAAAAACAGGAGUUUCAAAACUAGAGUUAAAAAAAUUUGACUCCUAACAACCAUGCAAGACCUGGUAGACGAACAAAACUGUCACCAUCAAAUAAACAGCACUUAAAUCUUUCCUCUCUGAAAGAUAGAAGAAUAUAGAGCUCCAGUCUUGCUUCAGAUCUGAAUCUUUCUGUCUGUCAGAGGAAAGGAACUAGACAGAAAUGUGAAAAUUGGCAAAUUAAACAUAGAAGAUACUGGUGUUCUCAGAACAGUGACUAGCCAUCGAGUCCAGAUCUCAACAUCACUGAAUGUGCAACCAACUUCUAAGACUGAACUUUGUAGGUGUGGAAAAACAUUCCUGCAGAUUUCUUUGAAACUGAAAAGCAAGUCUCUCGAAAAAACAGAAGCUGUAAUAAAGUCAAAGAGUGGAAUCACUGAAUACUGAGAGUUUUUAAUAUUGUAUUUUGUUGUUCAGGCUUCUGUGUAAUUUUCAGUUAAAUGUUUUCUGCUUUUUUUUUCUUAUGAUGAAAAAUUAAUAACUUGUAUUUAAUGGCCAUUUUGACUGGAAAUGAAAUAAAAGGUGGUCUCUGUUGUUGCACAGCACUGUACAGUAACUCAAAUUUGGAUCACUUUGCAGUGCUGAUUCUUUCUUGCAGGAUGCAGGUGUGUGUUUGAUGAGUCUGUUGGAUGACUUCUGGAUCAGAUGUUUCAUGCAGCCCCUCUUUGGCCCAUCACUACUGGACUUUUUCAGUUCUCUCACACAGCAGUGUAAAGACGGUGUUUAAUUUAAUUUCGGUGAGCCCAUCCGGGUGAGUCUGUGUAUGCGUGCGUGUGUGUACGAGUGUGUGUGUGUGUGUGAGCGCGUGCACCUGCUGCUGAGCCCAACCGGCACUCUGUCGAGAUGUCAUGGCAACAGGACUUGGAGAUUGCUGUUGAAUCUUCACCAAAGAUGAUGUCAUUUUAUUGGCUAUUUUCUUUCAAGGUGAACAAAAUGGAGACUUUAUUUUUUUUGAAAAAAAAAAAAAGAAAAAAGCAAGUUAUUAGUGCAAAGAUUGUUGGGCAUAAUACAAUUUGUCAUCAUUGUUUUUGUAUAUUCAUUUACUAAUAUAUUUUUAAUUAGUACAAAUGAAUAUGUUUGUGUUUUGCAGUGAGAUCUAAACAGCUCCGUUCUCUGUUUUUCUGUACCUGUUCAUUUACAACUGUAAAUAUUGUGAACCUCUCUGUUGUUGCCAUGGACACCCUGCAUAUAUUACUCGUAUUUUUGAAAAUGUACUUUUCUCAUUACACACAAUUCCACAAUUGCUGGAAAAGAAAAAAACUACAAAAAAAGAAAUACUUGUUCCCAUAACAUAGAUUUCUUUAAUUCAGACAGUUUGUAGUGAAUUUUAGGGUUUUUUUUUCCCGUGUUUGUUUUGUUUUUUGGUCUUGGCCCCAGGCUCUACCCCAUCAGUGUGGUUCUCCUGACCAUAUACGUGGCACAUUGAUCUAGAUAGAGGGAGAAAGAGUCCUUGUCGAGCUUUGACCUCAAUGUAUAUUGUGCUGUUCCAGCCUGUGCUGAUUAAUGAAGGCUGGCUGUGUUAAUGGGACCAGACCAGCACCUUUCUGGUGGCCGUUCACUUGGCUCACCUUUUCUUAAAUGGAAACCAUUCCGUCCUGAACUUGAACACAGUGUAGAAAAAAUAAAGAAAUAAAAAUGCUUACAAAAUACUGUAUUAAAAAUUCUCAGUGUACUUUAUUAGCAAUAUUUCAAAACCCUUUAGUUUGGAUUGGAGCCUGCAGAGAGAGCAGGGUUUAGAGGAUUAGUGGGGUGAUAUGGGGUGAUUUUUUUUAUUUUUGUUUCCUUUUCUUUGAGACACCAGUCAUCUUUUCGCUUCUGUAUGUGUCCGACUGUCAAAGCUGUACUUCUGAUGCCUGCUUCUGCUGUUCUUUACCAACUGCCCAAGAUGUCAAUGAAUGAUGUCAUGAAAACAACUCCCAGUCCCAACCAAGAUGGACCUUUUUAUUUUUUAUUAUUGUUCUGGAACUGGACCAUGUCUCAGUCAAAGUACUCACUUCUGACCUGUGACCUCCUGCUCUGGUCCUGGCCAGCCCUGUUCUGAGCGUGUUGUGAUUCGGUGACUAUACAGUGGGGCACAGUGGCGCUGGAGCCUGGUGCGGUCCGCUCUGCUCCGCCCCACCCUGCCCUCCCUCCUGCGUGUCCUCUGUAAUAUCCAUACACGGGCCACCUGCAUGAGCUCCUCCACUGAAGCUGCACCCAGCAUGAUGACUAUAAACGGACUUGUAUGUAGAAAAAUAAAACAUAGAUCUAUAUAUAAAUGAGCAAAAAAAAAAUAAACAAGAUCUUAGUUUA